Molecule: messenger RNA, 4999 nt
Organism: Clarias gariepinus (North African catfish)
Lineage: Eukaryota; Metazoa; Chordata; Actinopteri; Siluriformes; Clariidae
Gene: dgkza
Product: diacylglycerol kinase, zeta a
Exons: 36
Coding region: 197-3904 (1235 amino acids)
Biological process (GO): intracellular signal transduction; diacylglycerol metabolic process; regulation of synaptic transmission, glutamatergic
Cellular component (GO): nucleus
Molecular function (GO): protein binding; ATP-dependent diacylglycerol kinase activity
Source: RefSeq, a predicted model, not a curated record
CUGUCACUCGUCUCUUUCUCGCUCGCUCCCUCUCUCUCUCUUUCUCUUUUUCUCUCUCUCUCUCUUCUCUUUGCAAGGACAAAAGUUAAGGAGCUAAGAGACAAGGCGUUACAGAUGUCCUCUCUUCUCUGCCAGUCAGAGCCCUCUUUAGGAGGGACCAGUCUUGGUGCAUAGCAUCCUUUUUACCCUGAGAGCAAUGGACACGUUUUUCCGCCGUCAUUUCCGGGGGAAAUGCCGCGGGGCGGUCAGGCGUCGGCGCACCAGCAUGGCAGUGCCUGCAAGCAAAGUGCGGCGACGUUCGAGCGCCGGCCUGCCCUCCGCAGACCUCAUGCAGAGACGUCGGUCUAGCGUGCAACUUCAGGCAAAUUCCAUGGGCCGCAAAAGCAUCGACUGCACCCAAAACCCCACAAUCCCUCAGAAACAUUGCAGCGUUCCCGCUCAGCUGCUCGGCCCGUCCCUUCUGCUGGCCAGCGUCAUCCAGAUGAGCGAAAAGAAGGAAGUGGAUGAAGAAAGUGUGGAAGGAGAGUCCUCCGGCUCAGACUCGCGGAGCAGCAGCAGCUGGGAGGAGCCAGAGGAAUCGGAGUUUGAGCUCUGCUCAUCGUGGUUAACUCAGAGUCUGUUAAUAGCAGAUAGUAUUCAGCCCCGCCCCUUCAUUCGUGCGCCACGCUGUUUACGCCGGAACUCCUCCCACUUGCUUCCAGCCGAGGCCGUGUAUCAUGGCCCCGGGUACGGGCUGUACGGGCUGUACGGGCAUUACCGGAGAAACAGCCAGGCGUGGAGGGCGGUGAACGUGGGGAUGGGGCCUGCAAGGGCAGGGAGGCGGAGCUCCGUGGCGGCUCGGGCUUACAGGACGGCCUCGCCCUGGUGGGACGGAAUGUACUACAACCCAGAGGCGGACACAUGGAGUGGGUUUCUCUCGAAGGCUAUAGCUAAGUCAGGGCUCCAGCACCUGCAGUCUCAGCCCAGCAGUUCGCUCCUGGCCAAGUGUGACUCGGACAGAGAGAUACGCAGCACCGUGGACUGGAGCGAGUCAGCGCUGUACGGCGAGCACAUCUGGUUCGAGACCAACGUCUCUGGAGAUUUUUGUUACGUUGGAGAACAGCACUGCUACGCCAAGACACUGCAAAAAUCCGUUGCUCGGAAGAAAUGUGCUGCUUGCAAGAUUGUCGUCCACACCAUCUGUAUAGAGCAGCUGGAAAAGUUAUCUCACAGGAAGUCCUCGCUUCCAGCGGAGUGGUUUGAUGAGCUGCCACACAAAGAUCCAUCUUUCAGAAUCAACUUCCGGUGUAAACCGUCAUUCAGGGAAUCAGGCUCUCGGAACAUCCGAGAACCUAAUAUAGUGCGGCAUCACUGGGUCCAUCGACGGCGACAAGAGGGGAAGUGCAAGCAGUGCGGAAAGGGAUUUCAGCAGAAGUUUGCCUUCCACAGUAAAGAGAUUGUGGCCAUUAGUUGCUCUUGGUGCAAACAAGCUUAUCACAACAAGGUGACAUGCUUCAUGCUGCAGCAGAUAGAAGAGUGUUGUUCUUUAGGAGCUCAUGCAGCUGUUAUAGUACCUCCGACAUGGAUUAUCCGUGUCCGCAGACCUCAGUCCUCACUAAAGUCAAGCAAAAAGAAAAAACGAACAUCAUUCAAACGCAAAUCUAGCAAGAAGGGAGCCGAGGAGUCUCGAUGGAAGCCGUUCAUUGUGAGGCCCAUUCCUUCACCGCUGAUGAAACCGCUGCUGGUGUUUGUUAAUCCAAAGAGCGGAGGAAACCAGGGUGCCAAAAUAAUCCAGUCAUUUAUGUGGUAUUUAAAUCCUCGGCAAGUCUUUGACCUGAGUCAGGGCGGACCUAAAGAAGGUUUGGAAAUGUAUCGAAAAGUUCACAACCUGCGUAUUCUUGCUUGCGGUGGCGACGGCACAGUUGGCUGGAUCUUGUCAAUUCUGGAUCAGUUGCAGCUAAACCCCCAGCCUGCUGUAGCCGUACUACCUCUGGGGACUGGAAAUGACCUGGCCAGGACCCUCAACUGGGGUGGGGGUUACACGGAUGAACCAGUAUCCAAGAUCCUCUCUCAUGUGGAGGAUGGGAACAUUGUGCAACUUGAUCGUUGGAACCUGCGUGUGGAGCCAAAUGCCGAGGCAGGACCAGAGGAGAAAGAUGAACAGGCGGCGGACAAGCUUCCCCUAGAUGUUUUUAAUAACUAUUUCAGCCUGGGCUUUGAUGCUCAUGUAACUCUGGGGUUUCAUGAGUCUCGAGAGGCGAACCCAGAAAAAUUCAACAGUCGCUUCAGAAACAAGAUGUUCUAUGCUGGAACUGCUUUCUCAGACUUCCUUAUGGGGAGCUCAAAAGAUUUGGCCAAACACAUUAAAGUGGUGUGUGAUGGUGUAGAUUUAACAUCUAAGGUUCAGGAGCUGAAGCUGCAGUGUCUGGUUUUCCUCAACAUACCCAGAUACUGUGCUGGCACAACACCAUGGGGGAACCCAAGUGAGCACCACGACUUCGAGCCUCAGCGCCAUGACGACGGUUGCAUCGAGGUCAUCGGCUUCACCAUGACAUCACUGGCAACGCUCCAGGUCGGAGGACACGGCGAGAGGCUUAAUCAGUGCCGCGAGGUGACCCUGACCACCUACAAGUCAAUCCCCAUGCAGGUAGAUGGAGAGCCGUGCAAGCUCGCACCUUCCACCAUCCAAAUCUCGCUCAGAAACCAGGCCAACAUGGUGCAAAAAACCAAGAGGAGGACCUCUAUACCACUGCUUAAUGAUCAGCAGCCGAUUCCAGAAAGGUUGCGCAUCCGAGUGAACCGGAUCAGCAUGCACGACUAUGAGGAUCUUCAUUACCACAAAGAAAAACUUAAGGAAGCUUCAAUCCCACUGGGGCUGAUCGUCAUCCCUGGAGACAGUGACCUGGAAACGUGUCGAGUCCAGAUUGAGAAACUGCAAGAGGAUUUUGUCCCUUGUCAACCAUCUCUCCAGCGAGUGAUGCUGCAGGCAGGCGAUGAGACCAAGUCCAAAACACUGUCAUGUCAGAGAUUGUCACCAAAGUGGUGCUUUCUGGACUCAACCACAGCUGAUCGAUUCUACAGGAUUGAUCGAGCACAGGAACAUCUGCACUAUGUGACAGAGAUCUCCCAGGACGAGUUGUUUAUUUUGGAUCCCGAGCUGGUAGUCAAAGAGAGUGUGAGCACGUCACCAGGCAUGCCCGAGUUGGUAGACUCAUCUGGAGAGAUCUCUUCAGCUCAGCACAAAUUCAGCUUCCCUUCAAGCUCCUCGUCUCCUCCCUCCUCUCCAGCACCCAGAAUCGCUGAGCUGCAGAAGACCUCUCAGAGGAAGCGCGUGUCCAGUGACAGCUCUGUGGCCGAAGCCCUGGCGCACAGCGACUCGUUACGAACAGCCAAGCCGGCACUGAGCAGGGCAGGGGGUAUUCACCGCUCAAACACAACCGCAGCCAAUUUCAAUCAAGCUAACAGGUCAGAAAAGAAUGCUGUGAGCGUCAGUAGUCCAGUAUCGGCAGAUGGGCUUAUUGAGUGCGUGAAGAGCAAGGACCAUCAGAGGCUAAAGGAGCUCCAUAAGCAGGGGGCGGACCUGUGUGUGCAGGAUUCUGCAGGUCGCACGUUACUCCACCAUGCAGUGGAUGUGGGCAGUAAAGAAAUCGUCAGAUACAUCAUUGAUAAUGCACCCACUGACAUUCUGGAUGUGACCGAGACAGAAAAUGGUGAGACGGUGUUGCACAAAGCGGCCUCUUUGUGUCAGAGGACGAUCUGUCACUACUUAGUCGAAGCAGGAGCUUCUCUUAUGAAGACAGACUUACAGGGUGACACACCGAAGCACAGAGCAGAGAAAGCUAAUGACACUGAGCUGGCAGCAUAUCUGGAAAACCGACAACACUACCAGAUGAUCCAACGUGAGGACCAGGAGACAGCAGUCUGAACUAUGACGUCCAACACACCAUUCAGAGUCUGGAGCCGACUACUUGUGCCAAAUCGAUAAAGUCAAUAAGAAUGGACUUGUGUGUAAUGGAAGGCUCCUCUGUAUGGGGGUGAAUACUUAACUCCUAACCAGCUGUAGAGCUAAAGGACACACGUACACACUUUAUGAAGAGAUCUGCAGGCAUACCUGCUUGACUAAAUUUACAUCCUUUGCCUUGUCAGCAUUUAUCAGUGUGUGUGUGUGUGUCAGAAUGUAUAGAGAGGGCUGGGAUUUUGUUUGUUAUUGCAGUCACUAGGCUGUGUAACUUUUACAUAGCAACCAUUCAGAUUAACACUUGUUGAUCUGUUUCUCAAGACUGUAUGGGACUGUGAAGCUAUGAUAUGAGAUCUCUGCAGCGCUGGUCAUUGUCACAUAUGCUCAGAAUUUCAAUGUUGAUGUUUAGCUGAGAAUAAUGCUAGUGUUAAUGUUAAAACGAAUAAUACAUUUAUGGCUCUUCAGGAUCUUAGAAGACAUUUCAGAGCUUUACAGACUUUAUUUGUUUACCCAAACUAAGUGGAUGAGUGUUGAAAGUUUAAGUUUUUAGGAUGUGGGCCGCUGCCUUUCAGCUCUCACUGCACUGAAUAUAUUUUUGAGCCUGUAGUAGCUGUGCUUCGCUUUGCUUCUUUCAUAUAUAUAUUUUUUUCUAUUCUCUUCUCUACUGGAAAGGUUUCCUCCUAAUAACUUUUGGUACUGUAAGUUUAUCUUAUUAGGUUUCUGUCUGAGGAACCUUUGCACUGUAGCUAUCAUUGCCUUCUUUAUUCCAUUCAUCAGUUUCUUGAUUUGUAAUUGUAAUGUUGUACCUAAGUUACAGUUUAUUUGUAAUGCCCUUUUUAAUAGAAAAUAGAUGUUUAUAUAAUUUAUCACAAUUACACCCGAGUUGUUUACUUAUUGUAUUAUAAAAUACUGUACAUUUAAUACUGGAUUCUUUUUAGAAUGCGGAUCACAUGAUUUUGUUCAUAAUCCUCUGUUCAAGAUGGUCUCGCUGUAUGAAAGAUUCUUAUCCUUCUAAUCAGUGCUUGCUCUUACUGCACCAACAUGUAAUCAUGCUAUUUAUUU